Rana temporaria (common frog) is the source of this 3816-nucleotide messenger RNA. It is a transcript of the gene VLDLR, whose product is annotated as very low density lipoprotein receptor. Gene Ontology annotation, molecular function: calcium ion binding; protein binding. NCBI's taxonomy places the organism in Eukaryota, Metazoa, Chordata, Amphibia, Anura, Ranidae. The record is from RefSeq and is a predicted model, not a curated record.
CAUGCAGCAUGUAGCCUUGCCCCCCCUGCCAUGUGCUCUGCUGACAUAACUUCCUCCCGUCAGCUGACAGCCAUCCCCUCACACACACACACAGGCUGUACGGCGGCGCUCAUCAGUGGGCUCAGGCUGCCCGGUUUCUCGGAUCAUGCAAUCCGCGGCUGAGCCGGAUCACAGAGACGCUGCUAGCUGGAGCUCGGCUGUGAGUGUUCGCUCAGGGGCGCCGCCUGCCUGCCGCUCCAGCUCCUUAUCUUCACGCCGCCUGCUGCUGCAAAUCCAGCUGCCGCCGCUGCUAUAAGAAGAGCGUUUGUGGAGUCGCCUGGAAGUGCACGUCUCCUGUGUCCCCGAGCCAGACCCCUUGCUCUGUCAGUGUGGAUGAACGCCGCCUUCACCUAUCUCCCUUCCACACACACCUACUCCCUGGGAUUACAAAGACAGCAUUUCCUGCUGUGUCCCCCCCUCCUCCAGCCGGCUCUCUGGGGGGUGCAGCGAGAUGAACAGGUCGUGUCCGGGGGUUGGCUUGCACCUUCUAUUAUUGCUCCUUACGGCUUGUCUACUCCGGGUCCAUGGAACAAAAACAUUGUGUGACGAGCACCAUUUUCAGUGUGGUAAUGGACGUUGUAUUACGGAAGUAUGGCGGUGUGAUGGCGACGAGGACUGCGCUGAUGGAUCAGAUGAAAGCUCAUGCAUAAAGAAAACCUGUGCAGGGUCAGAUUUUGUUUGCGGCAAUGGCCAGUGUAUUCCAGAACGAUGGCAGUGCGAUGGUGACCCAGACUGUGAAGAUGGAUCUGAUGAGACAUUAGAGCUUUGCUACCAAAGAACAUGCAGGGAGACCGAAGUAAACUGUGGACCUAGUUCUACACAAUGCAUCCCCCUUUUUUGGGUGUGUGAUGGUGAAAAUGACUGUGACAGUGAAGAGGAUGAAGCGAACUGCCAGAAUGUGACCUGUAGUCCAGCUGAGUUCACUUGCUCCAAUGAUCGCUGUAUUUCCUUUAGCUUUUACUGUAAUGGUCACAAAGACUGUACUGAUGGAAGUGAUGAAGUAAACUGCACUCCUCCAACAUGCGGUGCUCACGAGUUUCAGUGCAAGAACUCUUCCUGCAUACCACUGAGUUGGGUAUGUGAUGAUGAUGCAGACUGUGCUGACCACUCAGAUGAGUCUCUAGAACAGUGUGGCCGCCAGCCAGUUACGCCCCAUAGGUGUACCCCCAGUGAGAUUCCUUGUGGCUCUGGAGAAUGCAUUCACAGGAAAUGGCGGUGUGAUGGCGAUGCGGACUGCAAGGAUAAGAGUGAUGAAACAAACUGCCCACCUCGUACAUGUCAGCCUGACCAAUUUAAAUGUGAAGAUGGGAACUGUAUACAUGGCACUCGACAAUGUGAUGGUGUGAGAGACUGCCUUGAUGGCACUGAUGAAAUUCGCUGUAAAAAUGUCAUUCAGUGUUCAGGACCUGGUAAAUUCAAGUGCAGAUCUGGCGAAUGCAUCAGUUUAAACAAGGUUUGCAACCAGGAGUUUGAUUGCAAAGAUGGCAGCGAUGAACCCGCAAAGGACUGUGGUUUAAAUGAAUGUUACGUCAAUAAUGGUGGUUGCUCUCACUACUGCCGAGAUCUGGUUAUUGGCUAUGAAUGCGAUUGUCCAGCUGGCUUUGAACUGAUUGACCGAAAGACAUGUGGUGAUAUUGAUGAAUGCCAAAAUCCAGGCAUUUGCAGUCAAAUAUGUGUCAAUCUGAAGGGAGGCUACAAGUGUGAGUGCAGCAAAGGGUAUCAGAUGGACCUAUACACAGGAGUGUGCAAGGCAGUAGGUAGGGAACCAAGUCUCAUAUUUACAAAUCGCAGAGAUAUCCGGAAAGUUGGACUUGAAAGAAAGGAAUAUAUUCAGUUAGUGGAACAGUUGCGGAAUACAGUUGCCCUGGAUGCUGAUAUUGAAGGACAAAAUCUGUUCUGGGCUGACAUGAAUCAAAAGGCAUAUUUCGCUUCAGUGGAUAUUCGUGACAGAGUAGGACAGCAUAUGAAGGUUGUAGAAGGCUUGCACACUCCUGCAGCCAUUGCUGUUGACUGGGUCUACAAGAACAUUUAUUGGGCAGAUGUUGGCUUGAAGACCAUCUCCGUGUCCAAUUUCAGUGGCUCUAAAAAGAGGGUCUUAUUCAGCACAGAGUUGAUUGAUCCAUCAUCCAUAGCUGUUGAUCCAAUAUCUGGAUUUAUCUACUGGUCAGACUGGGGAGAAGCUGCUAAGAUUGAGAAGGCUGGAAUGAAUGGAAUAGACAGACAGCCACUGGUUACAACAGAUAUCCAGCGCCCAAGUGGAAUUGUUUUGGAUUUGGUGAAAAGUCGUCUCUAUUGGCUUGAUCUGAAGCUGCACCAGCUCUGUAGUGUGGAUCUAAAUGGCCAGGACCGCCGGAUUAUCUUGAAAUCGCAUGAAUUUCUGGCUUAUCCCCUUGCCCUUACGAUUUUUGAGGAUCGUGUUUACUGGGUGGAUGGUGAAAAUGAAGCAAUCUAUGGUGCAAACAAGUUUACUGGACAAGAGAUUGAAACCUUGGUCAACAACUUAAAUGAUGCUCAAGACAUUAUAGUAUACCAUGAACUUGUACAGCCUACAGGGAAAAAUUGGUGUAAUGAGGAACUAGAAAAUGGAGGCUGUGAGUAUCUGUGUUUACCUGCUCCACAGAUAAAUGAUCGUUCACCUAAAUAUACUUGCACAUGUCCUGAUGGCUCAGAGCUUUAUGAUGGCCGGAACUGUAGAAAAGGUAGUAAAGCUGAGGAACCCACUGCUGUCAUUACAGGAUUACAUCCUGAAAAAGCACUUCCAGGGGAAGGAAAUGGUAAUGCUUCAGGGCAUGAAGCAAAUCUUGCUGCCGAAGGCUCACCUGCCGCAUGGGCUAUUCUUCCUCUCUUAUUACUAGUGAUGGUUGCCACAGGAGCUUACUUAAUGUGGCGGAACUGGCAAAGGAAAAACAUGAAAAGCAUGAAUUUUGAUAAUCCCGUCUACUUGAAAACCACAGAAGAGGACCUCACAAUAGAUAUUGGAAGACACGGUGCCAGUGUGGGACACACAUACCCAGCGAUAUCUGUUGUAAAUACAGAAGAUGAUCUGUCAUGAGUAAAGCUGUACAUGGUUGGCAUUCACCAUUCUCCUUCAGUCUACACUGCUUCAACUGGAUUCUUCUGUUCUGGAUGGUAGCCAGACCAGAAGCUGAACAAAUCCUAACCCCCGUAUGUGAGGAAUUUUUUGUACAUGUCAAGCCUCUUUUAUGAAUGGACAUUGAAAUGGAAGCCUAUUGUAUAUAUUUCGUAAUAAUCUUGUUCAGCUCUUGAUGUGGUUACCAUGUAUUUAUAGCCCUCCCCAAAUUUUUUUGGUUUUUCUGUUUGUCAGUAUUUGCAAUUUCUCACACUCCCACUGACCCCAAGUACUGUAAAAAGCACUUUCCAUAAAAGCCAUACCCCCAGCAAAGAAACAUUGUGCUAUAUAUAGUGAAUUCGCAUGUACAUACUUGUAUAGACAGUUGUACAUAUCUCGAGGAGAACACAAUCACUAUUCUUAAGCACUUUGCAGUUUUUUUGAUUUGUAAAUAUGUUUCUGUAAACCUUUUUUGGGUUUUGUUAUUUUGAAAUGGUUGGGGCGAUGGCAAUAGACUAAACAAAACGGGUUAUUUAAUAUUCAAAUUGCCAAAUAAUUUCUUAACCUUAAAAUUUUGUAUGUGUGAAUGCAGCUGUAAAUCUGUCUUGACUGACCUUUUUCUAGAGGUAUGCAGAGGGUGAAUGCCCUGUCAAUAAACCACUGGAGAUUCUUUUCAAAGUAAAAAAUAAAAAUGGAUUUACAUAAAA